AAAACACGACCGCGCGCACCACCACCAUUUCUGCGAUUCGCGCACACGUCUCCACCCUCUCUCCCCGCCGCCGUCGCGACUCGCGAUCGCACGGUAAAAUCGCCGCCGGUGGGCACACCGCCGCCGCGAUGUCGCACGGCGACACCAUCCCGCUCCACUCCUCGUCCGCGCAGUCGGACAUGGACGAGAUCGAGAGCCUCAUCCACGCGGCGCCGCCCUCCGCGGCCGCGGUGCUCCCCGCGCGGCCGCCGUCGCCUCCGCGGGCCUCGAUCCCCGUCUCCAGCUCGCCCCCCCUGCUGCCUCCUCCGGUGGCCGGGUCCAAGCCGCAGCUCCCCCCGUUCUCCUCCUCCUCCUCCGUGGCGUCGUCGUCGUCUCCGCCGCUCCCCUCCUCCGUCUCGGUCGCCAUCGCCGGCGACGGGUUCGGCCCCCCGCCCAACACGCUCACCGAGCCCGUGUUGGACACCGUCAAGCGCGACCUCGCUCGCAUCGUCAGCAACCUCAAGCUCGUCGUCUUCCCAAACCCUUUCCGUGAGGACCCCGGGAAGGCGCUGCGCGACUGGGAUCUCUGGGGCCCUUUCUUCUUCAUCGUCUUCCUCGGCCUCACCCUCUCCUGGUCAGCCUCCGUCAAGAAGUCUGAAGUGUUUGCUGUUGCUUUUGCUGUACUAGCUGCUGGUGCUAUAAUUCUCACAUUGAAUGUGCUGCUCCUGGGUGGGCGCAUCAACUUCUUUCAGAGCCUGAGUCUUCUUGGAUACUGCCUGUUCCCUUUGGAUGUCGGAGCUUUGAUUUGCAUGCUGAAGGAUAAUGUACUACUGAAGAUCAUUGCAGUAGUGGUUACAUUGGCCUGGAGCUCCUGGGCAGCAUAUCCAUUCAUGAGUGCUGCUGUUAACCCAAGGAGAAAGGCGUUGGCACUAUAUCCUGUCUUCCUUAUGUACGUCUCUGUUGGGUUCCUCAUCAUCGCAAUAGAUUAAGGGCGGAAUAGUCGCUAUGCUACUAAUCCUGAGUUUUGUUUCCCGUUUGAGCAUCAUAAUUCAUACAGAAUUAGUUACACGUUCCUGUUGUCGUUGUUGCUGACUUUUAGUUCAGCUAUGAUUUUUUUUUCCUUUUCUAUAAGCAGAAGUCGUAAGGCUGUAGGGUACUACUCCAGUAGAAUGCAGUAGAAUAUAUAUAGUACAUAUAUUGUAAAGGCACAUUCAUCUUUUUGCACAAUCUAAAAUAAUUUGUAGACUGCUGAA
Oryza sativa Japonica Group (Japanese rice) is the source of this 1232-nucleotide messenger RNA. RefSeq names its product protein YIP4b. Gene Ontology annotation, cellular component: trans-Golgi network; membrane. The record is from RefSeq and is a predicted model, not a curated record. NCBI's taxonomy places the organism in Eukaryota, Viridiplantae, Streptophyta, Magnoliopsida, Poales, Poaceae. Gene Ontology annotation, biological process: endoplasmic reticulum to Golgi vesicle-mediated transport.